This is a messenger RNA of Lycium ferocissimum, 1193 nucleotides long. Its product is annotated as cytidine deaminase 1-like. Bases 175 to 1128 code for a protein of 317 amino acids. The transcript has a single exon. NCBI's taxonomy places the organism in Eukaryota, Viridiplantae, Streptophyta, Magnoliopsida, Solanales, Solanaceae. Gene Ontology annotation, cellular component: cytosol. The record is from RefSeq and is a predicted model, not a curated record. Gene Ontology annotation, molecular function: zinc ion binding; cytidine deaminase activity.
UAAAUAGCCUUCGAUCCUCUCCUCUUUCCUUCCCUCCCCUUCUCCUUCCAAAAACAUUCCAAAGCACACUAAGAAACUAAGGAAAGAAUACAUUCAAAAAGUUCCUUCUUUGUGUUCGUGCAAAACCUUAUUUUCAUCACUCAACAAAAGCAUUAAUACACAAACAUCAACAUUAUGGAUCAUACCAAAUUUGUGUUGGAAGCCUCAGAGGCUGAGCUCAUGGCACAAUCCCUUGGCCUCUCUUCCGUUCUUCAACUUCUACCAAUCUUGAUUCAACCUGCCAAGAACAACGCGCGCCCUCCCAUCUCCAACUUCCACGUUAGCGCAGUUGGCCUUGGCUCUGAUGGUCGCGUCUUUCUAGGUGUUAACCUUGAGUUCCCUGGCCUUCCCCUUCACCACACAGUCCACGCCGAGCAAUUCUUACUCCUCAACCUCGCUGUCCAUAACUGCCCUUCCCUCGUAGCUUUCGCUGUCUCUGCUGCACCUUGCGGCCACUGCAGACAGUUUCUUCAAGAACUACGGAACUCUUCCACUCUCCAAAUCCACAUCACGUCUCUGAGCAAUAAUAAUCCUCAUGAUAUGACAUUCAAGCCUUUGGCUGAACUCUUGCCCUACCCGUUCGGUCCAUUUGAUCUUUUGGAUGACGAAACUCCUUUGCUGCUAGAGCACCAUAAUAAUGGCUUAUCUCUGGGCCUAACUCGAUCCCAAAAACUGGAGACCGUUCGUGAGAAGAACAGUGAUCAUGGAUAUUUAAGCAAUGGGUUUUCGAAAGAAACUGAAAAAGAGUAUAGCCAUGUGACAUUUGCAGCAUUGGAAGCUGCUAAUGAAUCACAUGCACCAUAUAGUGGGUGUCCAUCUGGGGUGGCGCUUGUGGAUAGUGAUGGUAAGGUUUAUAAAGGUUCUUAUGUGGAAUCUGCAGCUUAUAAUCCAAGUUUAGGGCCAGUGCAGGCAGCAUUAGUGGCUUUUGUGGCUAUGGGAGGAGGUGAAUAUGAAAAGAUUGUUGCUGCGGCUUUGGUUGAGAAGGAGAAAGCAAAGGUGAGGCAGGAUGAUACAGCCAGGCUGCUUCUCAAUUUGGUCUCUCCUAAUUGUGACAUCAAGGUGUUUCAUUGCAUUGUUGCUGAAAAUUGAUGUAAGAAGGCUUCAAAUUGAUGAUUAUAAGUACUACAACAACAACAUACCCGGUGUAAUUUCAC